Cyphellophora attinorum is the source of this 1698-nucleotide messenger RNA. RefSeq lists its product as uncharacterized. Gene Ontology annotation, molecular function: phosphatidylinositol binding; mRNA binding; RNA polymerase II complex binding. Gene Ontology annotation, cellular component: mRNA cleavage factor complex; cytoplasm. The record is from RefSeq and is a predicted model, not a curated record. Gene Ontology annotation, biological process: termination of RNA polymerase II transcription. NCBI's taxonomy places the organism in Eukaryota, Fungi, Ascomycota, Eurotiomycetes, Chaetothyriales, Cyphellophoraceae. The transcript is spliced from 2 exons. Bases 1 to 1698 code for a protein of 565 amino acids.
AUGAGUGAUGGGAUCGAGGAGGACUUCAGAAUCGCGCUGGAAGAGUUGACGACGAACGAUCGCUAUGCCAUCUCGAAUCUCACGUUGAUUGCAAAAGAAGCAGUCGCGGCAGCAGAAUCAAUCUCAAGAUGCCUCGUCAAUCAUAUCAAUCGGGCGCCUCCUGGCCGGAAACUGCCCGCAUUGUAUCUGCUUGACAGUAUCAGCAAGAAUGUGGGAAGCCCGUACACCAUCUACUUUGGGCGGAACUUGUAUGGCGUCUUCAUGGGCGCAUUCAGUCAGGUUGACGACAACGUCCGGCGGAAACUCGAGGAGAUGCUGAGAACGUGGCGCGAACCUGUGCCUGGCAGCACCAGCACGCAGCCAGUCUUUCAGCUUUCGGCUACUCAGACCAUCGUUGAUAAUCUCAACAAGCUGCGGGCAAGCAAUCCGCAACGAUACCCUCCACCUCCACAACCUCGAAUGCCACAAUUCCACCCACAGCGAGACACACCAACCCCUCCACAACAGCUGCCGCAAAGGCGCCGUCCCAAGCACAGGUAUGGACAUCCUGGCUACCCUCCACCGCCCGCCGUUCCACAGAGAUACCCUCCGCCUCCUAUCAACCAUCUACCGCCAACUCCACAGCCGUUGCCUCCACCUCCAGCACCUACCGUCGAUCUCACAGCCCUGCACCGCGACAUCGAUGACCUUACCACAGAUGCAAAGAUCGAGUGUGCGACCCACCCUAUGGACAUACCUGCACAGAAGCGUCUCACAACUCUACAAACGCUCAAGGAGAUAUUGGACAGCAACGGAGCCUCUCCCUCCGAUUUGCUCUCGAUCCGUCAGUCCAUAGACGGACAACUAGAAAAGAAGAAACAAGCAGCAAUUGCAGCUGCACUCCUGCCCGUUCCUCCGCCUCCCCCACCAGCUCUCCCAGCAGGUCUAAAUUCCACAAAUCUCGCCGACCUCCUCAGAGCCGCGACUGGCACACCGCCAGUCCUGCCACCACCUCCAGUUCUGCCCCUACCACAAGCUCCCGCUGCCCCUCCUGCCUUCUCGCUGCUCGACCAAUUGAAAGCCGCAGGGCUUGUAUCAAAUGCCCCAACACCGCUACAGGCCCUGACACCACCAGCUUUCCCCAUGUCCGUUGAAGUCAGCUUCACGUCAGCGUCGUUCAAGGUCCACCGCCCACAGAUGAUCACCUCAUUCCUCACAGCUCGACCAAAUCAAUGCAGCACAUGCGGCAGGCGUUUCACUUCGGACGAAAGCGGCAAGGAGAGAAAGGCACGACAUCUCGACUCCCACUUCAAGACCAAAGCUCGGAUGAUCGAGGCUGAGAAGCGUGGUCAGAAUAGAAGCUGGUAUGUUGAUGAGCGGGAAUGGCUCGCCAGCAGAGAAUACGACGACGCAGAAGAAGGCACGGAAUCAGCAGCGCCAUCUCCUGCAAAGAAGGUGCAGGACUUUGUGCGGGCGCCAACUGAUCCGACACUGCGGUCUCUGCCCUGCCCAAUAGACCAGGAGACGUUUAAAAGCGAAUGGGACGACGGAGUACAGGACUGGGUCUGGAGAGACUGUAUAUUCGUGGGAGGACGUUACUACCACCUGUCUUGCUAUAGAGAAGUCCAUCGCGAUCGCGAGAGCACUCCGGUGCCUCGAGUAGGCACUCCUGAUGUUGCAAACAGUCUUCCUCGUAAGCGGAAGCUCGAAGAUGCGUAG